GCGUCGGCGAUGCGUCGGCGAUGCGGCGCGAUCAUCCGACCCCACUCCUUGACCAAGAUCUCCCGCGCGACUUCCGUAGCGAUGUUUGCCGAAGGUUCGAGUGUAGGUUUAUUGGUUCGGUUUGGAGGCGCAGCUUGCGGCGGAUGACAUAUUCUGCUGGCCAAACCAUUCGCGGGCACGCGGGCCCUGUUCAUGAUUGUUGCUUCUCUCCAGACGGGAAGAAGAUUCUUUCUGCAUCAGGCGACAAGACUUUGAAGUUGUGGCUCGCGACCGACGGAACGCUGCUGCAGACCUUGAGUGGGCACGCGGAUCGUGUUUAUCGUUGUUGCUUCUCUCCAGACGGGAAGAAGAUUCUUUCUGCAUCAAACGACACGACUUUGAAGUUGUGGCUCGCGACCGACGGGACGCUGCUGCAGACCUUGAGUGGGCACGCGAUCUGUGUUUAUGCUUGUUGCUUUUCUCCAGACGGGAAGAAGAUUCUUUCUGCAUCUUACAGGACUUUGAAGUUGUGGCUCGCGACCGACGGAACGCUGCUGCAGACCUUGAGUGGGCACGCGGAUGGUGUUGAACGUUGUUGCUUCUCUCCAGACGGGAAGAAGAUUCUUUCUGCAUCAACCGACACGACUUUGAAGUUGUGGCUCGCGACCGACGGGACGCUGCUGCAGACCUUGCGUGGGCACGCGGGCUGUGUUUAUGAUUGUUGCUUUUCUCCAGACGGGAAGAAGAUUCUUUCUGCAUCUUCCGACAGGACUUUGAAUUUGUGGCUCGCGACCGACGGAACGCUGCUGCAGACCUUGAGUGGGCACGCGGAUGGUGUUGAACGUUGUUGCUUCUCUCCAGACGGGAAGAAGAUUCUUUCUGCAUCAGGCGACAAGACUUUGAAGUUGUGGCUCGCGACCGACGGGACGCUGCUGCAGACCUUGAGUGGGCACGCGAUCUGUGUUUAUGCUUGUUGCUUUUCUCCAGACGGGAAGAAGAUUCUUUCUGCAUAUUACAGGACUUUGAAGUUGUGGCUCGCGACCGACGGAACGCUGCUGCAGACCUUGCGUGGGCACGCGGGCUGGGUUUAUGCUUGUUGCUUUUCUCCAGACGGGAAGAAGAUUCUUUCUGCAUCUUCCGACAAGACUUUUCAGUUGUGGCUCGCGGCUUGUGAUGGUGAUCUUCAAGGACCAGAGAUAGACCACAAGCACAACUCAUUACGUCUGCAAGCUGCCCAGUUGCCACGUCUUUCCGUUUAUUUGGAAUACAGAAUCGACCCAAUUCCACGAGAUGCCCCAUUCGGCAAGUUCAUGUCUCAUAUUGUCGUCAGCACAGUCGCGAGUCACAGGGCGGCUUACCAGUCUGCAGAGUAUUGUGAUCCGCCGCAGCUGGAUGUCAUCCAGGUGCGAUCGGUGGUGAACCCAAGAUUGCAAAAGUUAUAUCUGGCGCAACUCGAGAAUAUCGAAGGCAAGAGGCGACAAGGCACGUGCUGUCCGAUUUUGGCCCUCUCGCACUUGAAGGUGCCAGUGAGCAUGCACGACUUCGACUUGAACGAGCACUUCUUAUUCCACGGGGCUGUACCGUCCACCUUAGAAAAGAUAUGCAAGGGUGGUUUUGACCCGCGGCGGGGUGGCGAGGCUACUGGCAAGCUCUUCGGUACCGCUGCAUAUUUCGCUGCCAAUUCUUCUAAAGGUGACGAUUACACAGAGGAGCGCGCAAAUCCGUUGGCAAAGAAUGCCACGAGGACGUUAAUUGUUGCUCGCGUUGCCCUUGGCGAGUCGUUCCGAACGGCCACCCCCAUGCAGUGCGCCACGAGACCUCCAGACAAUAACGACGGCGUGGGCUUUGAUUCUGUGUGGGCGGAUAAGUCGAGCAAUGGGGGCUGCGUGGAUCACAUCGAGGCCAUGAUAUAUUCGGAGGGGCAGGCGCUCCCGGUGGCUCUUGUGGAUUAUCGUCACGCCGUCGGUUGUACAUGCGCAUUUUGCCGGAGGCGGCCCUGACAUGUAGAAUUGCAGACGCCUGGAUCUUAAGGACUGGCGGGGGCAUUACAUCCAGCGUGCACCCCCUCGCUCGAUGAUGGACGAAGCAAAACAGGAGAUCUACCGCGCGACUGGUCGGGCUGGGGUGCAGAGGGGAAUCACAAAUACAGUUGGCACGAUGAUCGAAAACAUCCAUGCCGUCAAGACGCUGGA
Prorocentrum cordatum is the source of this 2171-nucleotide messenger RNA. The record is from the annotation of a GenBank genome assembly. Lineage: Eukaryota; Dinophyceae; Prorocentrales; Prorocentraceae.